Molecule: messenger RNA, 4123 nt
Organism: Felis catus (domestic cat)
Lineage: Eukaryota; Metazoa; Chordata; Mammalia; Carnivora; Felidae
Product: formin-like protein 5
Exons: 4
Coding region: 1-1191 (396 amino acids)
Source: RefSeq, a predicted model, not a curated record
AUGCAGGCGGGGAGCCGGAGAGCCUGCGGGCGGGGAACCGGAAAGCACAGCCCGGCUCCGCGGCUCCUCCUGCGCGCGAGCCCACGUCCUCCGCCCACGAGUCCCCGGGCCCGGCCGCCAUUCCGCCCCGCUGCGGCGCGGCUCGGCUCGGCGGCUCAGGCCUCGCCGGGCGCCUGGGCUCGGCCGCCGCGGCCCCAGUCACUGCGACACCGCGGCUCCGGCCCGGGCCUGCGCCGCCGCCGCCGCCUCCCCUCGGCCCCGGCGCCGCCGCCACUCACCCUCAUUUCCCUUGCCCGGGCCCCGGUUAAAUCCCCGUCCCGCCAAGGUCUGGCUGCGUCCCUCAGCCGCCGGGGCUGCCCCGCCUGGAGCUGCGUGCGACACGGCUCCCGCCUCCUCCUCCUCCUCCUCCCCUGCCCGCCCGCCGGCCCUCCUCCCGCCGCCGCCGCCGCCGCCGCCUGCACCACGCAACCUCCGCCCUCUCGCCUUUCGUCCUCGGCUCCCCGCCCUCCCGGCCUCACCGGCUCCGGCUACCGUGGGGGAGAAGCUGGUGGGGGAGGGCCGGAACGCACCGCCAUCGGCGUCCGGGGCGGGGGAGCCGGGAAACCGUCGCCGCCAUCUCCCCACAAGCCCGAGGCGCGGGAGGGGCCCGGAAACCUCCCGCCCGGCGCGGCCACUGCCCCGGGGUCGUCCCCCGCGCCGGCCGGGGCCCCGCGAGCGGGAGCGUGUUUCUACCUGAAAGCCCGCGGCCCCUUCCCCUGGGCGCCCGCGCCCUCCCUGGCCCCGGCGCACCGGCUCCUCCUCCGGGUUUUAGAGCCUCCCUCGCCCUCGGGAGCCUCUGAGGACCCGGCUUCCCGCCACUUCGGACCUCGCGAGGAGGGGGUCACCUUUUUUAGGUUGGGGGCACCGGAGCAACCGCCCCAGAACACCCUGGAAGAGAGGGUCUUGCACCUCCGCCCGCCCCUCCGCUGUGCGCGCACACACCACACAACGCCCCGAACCAGCAUGGAAACACCACCGCCACGACACCCGGUUAAGAAGACGCCCCCCCCCCUUUCCGCAACAUCCCCGACGGGCCGUCGAGCAAGUCCGGGCCGGGCAAGAGGCCCCGAAAACCGGGCACAGGCUUCAGAGAAACGUGUCGUGGGUUCUCGAGCCCCUCUGCCCCCGCAGGCCGUGGCCCGCAGCGCCUGAAAGCCUGCGCUUCUCGGUGUAACCCGGAGUCGUUAAUGGCAUUCAGUCGGGAUUAACUGUCACUUGGGCACUUGAAACACGCUAAACGCUAAUUUUUGGAGCACCAAGAGCCCCUGGGCUUCCUCUGCUGAGAGAGGGUGGAGAAAGCAUGGACUUGGGCUCAGUGAGGGGCUCCUGCUUCAAUAUCACGGUUCCCAACAUACCAGAGAGCUGGCUGAUUCCAUGACCAAGAAAGGAUUUCCAAUGAUCCCAGCUGGGCGAAAGAUGCGGGCGCAUGUCACUUCCCGUUUUGCUUCAAACCAAAACAGGACGGAGAUUCUAGGACCCCCUUGGGGUCGAAAUCCUAGGCCCCGAGCAAAAGCUGCCCCUCAGAGUCCACAGUUUGUCCUGAGUAACAUGGGUUUUUCUUAGAAGUAUCCCACUGCUAACGCGUGGCUCCCUCUAUUCGAAAUGUGGUCUUCUGCCAACAUCUAAGUACCUUCAGAAGUACCGCAUCUGUAGGGGCGCCUGGGUGGCUCAGUUGGUUAAGUGUGCCACUUCCGUUCAGGUCAUGAUCUCCCGGUUUGUGGGUUCAAGCCCUGCCUUGGGCUCUGCCCUCUCAGGGCAGCACCGGCUUGGGAUUCACCGUCUCCCUCCCUCUGCCCCUCCCCCCACUUGCACUCUUUCUCAAAAUAAAUAAGCAUUUAAAAAUAAUAAAAUAAAUAGAUUACCCUGUCAAAAGAACACUUAGAUGUAUUUAACAACUUUUUAUGGGCCUGCCGUAAGAUGGACGCUAAAACUGGGAGGCUUAACCCUGUGGAGGAUGGUUUCCACUAUACCUAUACGGCUUCUUUGAUAUCAUCAUUUCUUCCCCUUACUGGAGCCUGUGCUUUCCUCUGACCACGGUCUAUCUCAUUUCCAUCUUCCUAACCUGUGUUCUUCAAUGUUAGCAUUCGGCAUGUUCUCCUUGUCUUUGACCUCCCACCGCUAAUAUACCAGCCAACUCUCCCUUUACUGUUCGUUUUUCCCAUUUUCUACUUUUCUUUGGUGGAAGUAUUUCAUCCACCUACACCACCCUCUCUACUUCUCCCUGCCUCGGUGCCUGGUGGUUAACUGGCUUGUAUCGUUUACUUGCCACCCGCCUGCGCUAUCAUUCUUAGCCGGUUAAACUAUUCCAUUGGCUUUUAUAGCCACUUUACGACCAGGCUGCGUCUACACACCUACUUGAGGCGGGUAACCUUGACUUAUACCUAAUAGAUCAAGGGCGUCUACUCUCUUUCCACUCCAAAAAAUCCUUCCUCCAACUUUCUCCCCCAUCUCAGCAAAAUUGAUGGCCGCCUUUCAGAUGACACAAAGUUUGGAGGGAUGAUUGCCUGGCUAGAUGUCAGAAUCAAACCUCAAAAUAGUCUCGGACUAGAACAUUAGGUAUAAACCAGUGAAAUAAAAUAGAACUUUACAAAUCUAAAGCCAUACGAUGAAGUUCAAAAAGCCCAAGUUUUCGAUUCAGGCGGACCCUGAUUUAUACUCAAACGACUCUCUUUUCCUCUAGUUAAGCCAACUGUUAAAUGGGGAUAAAAAUACUUACCUCCUAAGGUUGUUGUGAAGGGUAAUGCGUUUAUAAUUCCUGCAUGAUUCUUGAAACACCAAGUAUUGGUUCCCUUUCUUUCCUUGUCUUCCAUAAAAUGUCUUCCAUUUUCUAAGUCACAGGGACCUGAAAACUCAAAAUUCUGACCUCUCACCAUCCCGGGCACCAUCCUAGAGAAAUCUUUUGUCUAUUUUCGCUCACUCUGUGAGAGCAGGAAUUAUCAUAAUCAUACCCAUCUUCCAGCGAAGAAACCCAGGACUUAGAAAGUAGGCAAUUUGCUCCAAAUCACUCAGCUUGGUCGAUGGCAUAACCCGAUCCAGUGACUCCCCGGUCCAUAUGUAUCCACUCUUUCUCUAAGAUAUUUUCCCACGCUAGAAUGUUCCUUCAACCUCAUUUUCCUGGUUCUGAUCUCCUCUCUCCUUCCAGCCUGCGCAGUGACUGGCUGCAGAUUGUUCUUUCCCGGCUGAUAGCUUGGCCCUCGUAUUUUGUCCUUUCAAACUUUUUAAUACACACCCUUGCCGCCCUCCGUUGUUCAUAGGGUUGCUCUGACCUGGCACUUAAGGUUCACCAGAAUCUUGUCCUAACUUACUUUUCCAAAUGUAUUUCCAGCCACCUCCCAAAAGGAAGUCCUAACUUCAUCCAGUCUUGUUGGGCCUAUUUGUUGGCCCAUAAAUACCAGCCUUGAAGCACUAUUUCUGAGUGCUUGCUUCCUCCUUGAACAGAAAAAUUUCCCUCUUCCUUUCAUACGUUUGCAAACCCUGCUCCCAUUUUGAGCUCAUCCCCUUCUAGGAACCCUGCUUUGCACCUUCUACCCAGGCUUUUGUGAUCUCUUCCUAAUGGCCAACUUCUCACAAGUGCCUUUAAACUAGAUAGUCUGUGCCUUGGGUCAUGCAGUAUUUCUUAAAGUUCACCAGGCCCCUCAGCAUUGUCCCUAAAGAACACUGAAGAAUAUUCAAACAUAUAUGUUUACUGAUCCAAUGAAAGGGUACCAGGCCACUAGACUAGCCAUAUGAGCUAUUAUUUCUAAGACAUGCUUAAGGAAUUAGCCAUCCAGUGCAAAGUAAGUUCACUUAAUGGGAUGGUUCCCCAAACUGCCUUUGCUUCAGAAUCACCUGGGGACUUGAAUACUGAUUUUAGGGCUCCUUCCAGAUCGACUGAGUCCAAAUUGGGUAGGCAGGGGCAGGGAGGGAAUUUGAAACUGCCAGAGUUUGUUUAUAUCCUGGCUUUACUACUUAUGAUGUGGGUGACUUUGAGCAGGUUACUUAAUCUCUCUGUGCCUCAGUUUCUUCAUCAAUGAAAAGGUGGUGAUAAAUGUUCUCAUAGGUUGUUGUAAAUUACGUACUUAAUAAACAUAACCGAUGAUGCUGA